AUGUCUGCGGCCGUCCACACGACAAUCGAUGUACUAGAAUCAGAGCUGGCUAGGGUGAGAUCAGCCCUACAAGACGUGCCACUCCAGUAUGUGGUGCUCGACGAAGACGCCACCGCCGGCGCUUUGGCGACACACAAGAGAAACCUGAUCGGCUUCGACCACGACUUUUUCUCCGGGAACCAGCAGCUGACCCCCAAGGAGCUGGGCUUGGUAGAGGUCCAGGAGGUGAUUCCCACCCCGUUCGAAGAGAAAACUAUCGAGCUAUCGCCACCUACCAAUCUAAUCGACAUCCUAUCCAACAAUGUAGUUUUGCACCACUUGGCGCCUUUGAUGUCUAUAUCAUCCCUGCUGUCUCUGGCGUCAACAUGCAACACAGCUCGCUUCAUCAUUUACAACACGCCAUAUGUGUUCCGCCAUUUGGACUUGUCUACAUGCCAGGGAGCCCUGCUGCCUAGCAAAGGUGCUGCAACUGACGUUAGUGAUGACAUGCAAACCGAAGACCAAUUUUACUCGGCUCCCCUGCGAGGGAUCUUCGACCGAUUAGAAAAGCAGUCGAUUCUCUCCAGUGUUCGCACACUGGUCUUGGAUGGGUUGCCUGUGACGGCUGAUCUGAUUGCUGAUAUUCUCCUUACCGAUCGAUUCAAUAUCAACAUUCUGUCCAUCCGUGACUGCUUGCAUCUGAAUGAGCAGAAAUUGAUGCAGACAAUCGCUUAUGCUGUUCGUCCUAGUCGCCCGGCCGGAACGCCGAAAGUGAAGGGUAUCUACCACUUCACGUCAAAGGCUUACAACGGUGAGCCUCAAUGGGGCCAACGACUUUCCUCCCGCCGAGAGUGGUGGAAAACCCGCGAUAGCCUUUCUCCCCGCUCUUCAGGCUCAACAACCCCGAUCCUGUCAGAUGCGGAAGAUGAUCUCAAUGAAUGGUACAGACCAUCCGGCCAACUGUUGCGAGGGUCGACUGAGGAUGGCUGGGCUCAGAUCAUCAGGAAGUGCGAAGGCAUCAUUGCUUUCGAUGCAGUUCUGUGCCGCGGCCCAAGACAUAAUGCCGAACUUUACUCAUCUACCAAUACUAGCAAGCCUCGCCCUGAGGAAAGAAUGCUUGCUCCAGCCAUUGCAACAGUUUCCCUUGGGCCUCGCGGUUGCGAUUGUUGCCGAACGUCACCUGAGGGACCAGCAAUCUGGGGAGAAUCACCAGAGUACUGCUUCCCAUUACUCAACCCUGUCCCUCUCCAUACGUCAAAUGUUCUCGAGGCCAAACGACCAGUUCCGAAGAAUGAAAGUGCCGUUAUGAUUGCGAGUUGCAUGGAAUGCCUAAAAAACCGAUGGUGCCAUCGUUGCAACAAGUGGUUUUGUUUCAGCUGUCUUCCUAGCCCUGUCGAGGCAGGAACUCGCUUGAGUCCGCACCAGACCGUCAUCAGAAGACGUGGCUCACAAGCAUCAGGCCAAUCUACACCAAAGCUUGGUCCCGGUGUCAGCAAAGAUUGUUGGGAAUGUGGACCUACUUGCGCAAGUUGCAAAGUAGAUCGCCAACUUUCUUGCAGCAGCUGCUUCGGUGAGUACUGCUUCGAGCACAACGACGGCUGCUCUACAACACAGUGCGACUGGUGCAACAUCAGCUCAAGACGGCUGGGAAGGAACGUACUAUAG
Molecule: messenger RNA, 1644 nt
Organism: Talaromyces proteolyticus
Lineage: Eukaryota; Fungi; Ascomycota; Eurotiomycetes; Eurotiales; Trichocomaceae
Exons: 3
Coding region: 1-1644 (547 amino acids)
Source: RefSeq, a predicted model, not a curated record